Nomia melanderi (Alkali bee) is the source of this 2106-nucleotide messenger RNA. RefSeq names its product putative RNA/DNA demethylase ALKBH6. Gene Ontology annotation, cellular component: nucleus. The record is from RefSeq and is a predicted model, not a curated record. Lineage: Eukaryota; Metazoa; Arthropoda; Insecta; Hymenoptera; Halictidae.
UUUUUAUUAUCCACUUCAUUUAUUGCGCAAUUCUUAUCCAUUUUUCCUUUUUUCUGUUUUCCAAACGAUAUUGAAAUGGUGCAUUAAAUUAUUUUCGUUGAUGUAUAUUUCUAAAAGUUGUCGAUUUUACCCAAAAUAACAUGGUGGAUAUUUCUUGAGAUAAAAUUGAUUUUAUGCCCAUUGCUUAAGAAUUCAUAGCACCUUCAUUUGCAUAUGUAGUAAAUACAUAUUGUCUACGGUAUAACGAAAUGGAGAAGUAUAAAAAAAAUGUGGUUUUAGAGAUACCAAAUUUAGCGAUCUAUGUACCAAACUUUAUAACUGAAGAGGAGGAAUUAGAAAUAAUGAAAUAUGUUAAUAAUGCUCCAUUACCAAAAUGGAACCAGUUAAGUCAUCGUAGGUUACAAAAUUGGGGUGGUAUUCCACACCCCAAAGGUAUGAUAGCUGAAGACAUACCAAGUUGGCUUCAAAAGUAUAUUAACAAAGUAAUAUCCUGUAAUAUUUUUGAAACAAGUAAAUUACCUAAUCAUGUCCUGAUUAAUGAGUAUUUACCUGGUCAAGGAAUAAUGGCACACUCAGAUGGCCCACUGUUCCAUCCUAUUGUAACAACCAUUAGUUGUGGAUCUCACAUUCUCCUUGAUUUUUAUGAACAACCAGAAAACUCAGAGAUACAACAACGUAAUUUGGAAUUCAGUCUCCUACUGGAACGUAGAAGCCUGUUAAUUCUUCAAGGAGAUUUAUACCAUCAUUACUUGCACUCAAUUGCAGAAAGGAACACAGAUGUUAUUUCAAAGUCUUUCAUAAAGAAUUUAGAUUUAUGUAGCAAUCAGUUAUCAGAGAGACAAAUAUUAAAACGAGACACUAGGCUGUCAUUAACAAUCAGACAUGUUCCUAAAACUACUAAAUUGAAAUUAAAAAUUGGGUAAUGUGAUUAAUUGUUCAAUUAAGAAUAUAGAUAUGUAUUUUUUAUUUGUAUAAUAUUUACUGUCAAUCCGUUUUUGUUUUUUAACACUGUAUAAAAUACUUUGGUGGAUAAUGAAAGUUGAUUGGUUUUGUACAAAUGAAACAGUUAUGUGAAGAAAAUAAUAUAAAUUUAUGCACAUAAUAUAUUUCCAUGUCAUGAAGUUUCAGAUUUACAAGGCAUGGAAGUAUCAUUGUCCUCAUAGUUCUCUAGACUCACAUCCAUUAUUUCUUCAUCGCAUUCAUCCAACAUUCCUUGUAAAGAAUGUAUAGAAGAUAUUAGUACAUGAAAUUGUUUGCGCCUCAUUUCCAAUUUGUGUUCUAAUUGUUCAGAUUUCUCCUACAGAUUAAAUGAAGUAUUAAUUUUUUUGAUUUUAUUAAGAGAAAAUUUGUCAUACCUUCAGUUUGCCUAAUUCUUCGCGUAGGGUUGCAAGCUUUAAAUUUGUUUCCACUCUAUCUGGUUGCUCAUUUAUAACUUUUGCUAACACAUCAUACUCGAUUCUAUUCUUUCUUACACGUUUUGCUUCCUGUAGUUCAGCCUUUGUUUUCUCUAUAUCGUUCUUGGCUUCUUCUAUUUGAAUUUCUAUCUCUUUUGAUAAUUUCUCGUAUCUCUUUAAUUCAUCUUGACUCAUAUUUGAGACCAAUCUAGACUUUCUUUGUGCAAAUUCACACUGGGCAAGUUGUGAUAACAUUCUUUCAUGCAACGUGUUGUCUACAUCAGGAUUGUUUACCCAUUUUAUGAAUGAUUUCAAUAACAUAUUUAUCCUACGAUCAUCCCCGGUUCCAUCUCCAUCGAUGAGUAAUCUUCGACGAAUUACUUCCUCUAAAAAAAACAUAAUAUAUUACUUCUGUUCUAAAACAUCAAAAUAGGUUAUAUUUCUCAACUCACCGUCAGACAUUUUAUAAAAAUAUAAAUUCAACGAUGCAAUAUCACAAUAUUUAUUGCAAUACAAUGUGUUAUUUGUUUACCAUUGAUAUAUACACUGACAAUUAUCGAAACCUAUGUAUUUAUACAUAAAUAAUCCGAGCAUAUUUUUUCGAAGAGAAGGGAUGCACUUGUUUCAAAGAAAUUUGAUACUUAUUAUUUCUGUUAUAUCGAUAAAUUAAAAAACAGGUCAUUUGCAGAUUACUUAAGGAUACAAAUUAUGU